UUAUAGUCGCUCCUGCAGCAGCACACUCCACAAACAAAUUACGGUGGUUUGUAGCUAGCUGGUUAGCAUAGCGGCAUAAACAACUGUGAUAUUGCGGUACUAAAAUGAGCGACAGUGGCAAAGGUUACGGCGAGCGGGAUUCUCGCUUCUCAUCCCGGAGUGUGAGUCCACGAGGGUCCAGGAAUUCAGCAAGCCGUUCCCCAGCUCUGUCGCCUGCCCGCUCAAAAGAUGGCUCCCGCCACUCCCGCUCUAAAUCUCUCUCUCGAUCCAGGUCGAAAUCUGGGUCGCACCGCGGCUCGAGGAGACACUAUAGCCGCUCUCGCUCCCGCUCGAGGUCCCAUCGCCGCCGGUCUCACAGCCGCUCGUACAGCGGAGAGCGCCGGCGCAGGAGCCACAGCCGCUCCCCGAUGUCUGAUCGACGCCGGCACAUCGGCAACCGCGCUAAUCCAGAUCCAAACGGCUGCGUGGGAGUGUUUGGCCUGAGUUUGUACACCACAGAGAGGGAUCUGAGGGACGUCUUCUCUAAGUACGGCCCCCUGGCGGAUGUCUCUAUUGUGUGCGACCAGCAGUCAAGGCGCUCCAGGGGCUUUGCUUUCGUCUACUUUGAGAACUCUGUUGACGCGAAAGAGGCAAAGGAGCGAGCCAAUGGCAUGGAGCUGGAUGGUCGUAGGAUCAGGGUGGACUUCUCCAUCACAAAGAGACCGCACACCCCGACCCCUGGAAUCUACAUGGGCCGGCCCACAUACGGAGGGGGGGGAAGCAGCAGUGGAAGUGGUCCAAGCGGUCCAAGCGCACCUCGGCGCAAUUCACGUGACUAUGACCGCGGACAUGACCGCGGAUCCGACCGAGGAUACGACCGUGGAUCUGACCGAGGAUACGACCGUGGAUCCGACCGAGGUGGCUAUGAUCGCUAUGACGACAGGGACCACCAACGCUCAUACAGAAGGCGAUCUCCGUCCCCGUACUACAGAGGGAAUUACAAGACUCGGUCCCGAUCGCGCUCUUAUUCUCCCCGACGCUACUAAAUGUUGCUGUCAAGCCCCUCCACCUCCCACACAGACAGGAAAUAUUUGAUGAUUGAUUUCAGAAUAGAUCUUCUUACGGUGAUAAUCACACUUCUGUUUCUAUCGUACAUGACCAGUAAAUGUAUUUUAGUUGUCAGCAGUUGUCAUGAAUCGAGCUGUACCCUCGUGUUUUUUAUUUUGAAAUGUUUAGGCAAUGUCAGCCGUGGAAGAUAUAUUAAUGUUUUUGUUAAUGUAUUUUUUGUAUAACAAUUGAGUGAACGCUCAUCUCUAAACGGAUUAAAACUAAGAGGCUUUCUUUUCCAAACUGA
Molecule: messenger RNA, 1333 nt
Organism: Notothenia coriiceps (black rockcod)
Lineage: Eukaryota; Metazoa; Chordata; Actinopteri; Perciformes; Nototheniidae
Product: transformer-2 protein homolog beta-like
Exons: 8
Coding region: 105-1025 (306 amino acids)
Molecular function (GO): RNA binding
Source: RefSeq, a predicted model, not a curated record